AGAUAAGUGGGAUGAAAUUCCAUGUGUUAACUUGUUCUUUAUGUUAUGAAAUGAUGCUGCAGGGCUCUGUUCUCUGCCCCAACUUCCCCUUCCUGCACAGACAUUGAGUUCUGCAGUGUGUGGGAGCGUCACCACCCGCCGCUGCUCAGAGCCACCGAGUGGCCACGGGGACAGCUGGGGGUCUCAGCAUUCCUCCAGCUCCUUGUGCAGCUGGGGAACACUUGGAGAUGUCGCUUAGGGCUGAGUGAGGACAGGGACAGAUCUAUGGCCACCGGUGCACCUGGUGCUGUGGCUGCAGUGCAACCCUGGGCCCGAGAGAGACCCAGAGGUGCAUCGGGGUCUCUGUGCUUCCACCUUGGCUGCUGGGAGGGGCUCCCGCCUCGCUGGGCUCAGUGCUGGAGGCGUUGGGCACGCAGUGUUUAUCAGCCAGCCUGAAGGAAAUCAGCCUUGGUGUUUUCUGCACCGGAGUGACUUUGCUUCCGUCGUUCUGGCAGUGUUUUGCUCACACUUCCUGCCCCCAGAGCUCAGACUGGUGACAUUUCGGUUCUUCCCAGAAGAGCUGACAGGCUGUAACUGCUGUGGCUGCCCAGGACCGGCCCAAUCUCUUUCACCUCACCCACAUCCCACACCUCACACCACUGACAGCUGGAGCAGUGGUUCUGCUGCUGGACACGUGCAGGUAUGUCUGUCACACUGCAGAAUGGGGGUAACGGGGAGACAAACUGAGAGCGACCCACGUCCCCACGUCCAUCCUAGAGCUGCCUGUAAGGGGGGCUGUGGGGAGCAGGGGAGCCCCGCGGGGGUGGGAAGGGCUCUGUCCUCCUGCUUCCCCAGUGCAGUGGGAAACCCUCAGCCCCGAGCAGGAGUUGUCCCAGCAUCCUGCCGUCGCCUUUCUGGGGGCACCAGACGUGCUGAGCACCUCGAGGCGAUAACAGAGCCCUUUUCGCUCUGACUGUGGCUGGAUGUGAGUGCUUUCAGCUGGCAGACAGGGAGGCCACGCUCAGCUCGGCGUUCUGACCACGGACAGACAGACAGACAGACAGACAGACACACACGCUGCGGUUCCACCUCCCGGCAGCGACGCGGUGCCCCUGGGAGCCACGAACCAGAGGCUGCGCAGUGCCUGCGCGGCCGGGAGCGGCGGGGAGGGGUUGUGGGAGGCACGGGAACCGGGGGCUGAAGCGGGGGCCGGAGAGAAGAUGCUCGGCAGCUCGCCCAUGGGCCGGGUCGCAGCCGCUGCGCCCGCAGCGGGCAGAGCGCGGCACGCAGAGCAGCACGUGCUGCCGGCCCUGCCCUGCCCUGCGCUACUGCGGCGGUGCCGGGAGCAGAGCGGUGAGGCCACGGAGCCGUUCGGAAGGGAAACCCAUGCCGGGCUGUCUCAGGUCUGCGGCGGGGAGGUGCGCAGCCGAGGGGUGGCCGCGGGCCGGGCAGGGGUUCUGCUCUGCCCACGGUUCCACCGCCCUCCCGCUGCAGGUGCUAUGAGGGAUGCGCUGCCGGAAGCGCACGCUGCUGGUGCUGGCCCUGUGCCUGCUGCUCGGUCUGUGGCUGUUGUUCCGGGCCUCCGUGUCCGGAACCGGCCUCCCUCCCUCCCUCCCCACCGUCAGCUGCACCGCCAGCUUCAACGCCUCCGCCUGGUUCAGCGCACGCUACGAUGCGGCCGUGGGGCCUCUGCUGACCGGCCCGGCCCACGAGCUCUCCCCGGACGUGGUUCAUUGGUGGCUGACCCUGCAGGGCACCCCCAGCAUCGCCCCGCUCCACGCCAUCAUCCAGAAGCUCUUUGCUGUCCUCCCGGCCCCAAACGGCAGUGUGUGGGAUCCGUCACGCUGCAGGACCUGCGCCGUGGUGGGCAACUCGGGGCGGCUGAAGGGGUCCCGCCAUGGCCCGCAGAUCGAUGCCCACCACUGGGUGCUGAGGAUGAACAGAGCUAAGACAGCAGGCUUUGAGAUGGAUGUCGGUGCGAGGACGACCCAUCACUUCAUGUACCCAGAGAGUGCGAUGAACCUCUGGCCUGGCGUCCACCUUGUCCUCGUCCCCUUUAAGCCACUGGAUCUGAAGUGGGUGACCAGCGCCUUCUCCACGGGAGAGCUCACACACACCUACACAAGAGUGAAGCAGUUCAUCAAAGCUGACAGAAACAAGGUGCUGAUCCUGAGCCCAGCCUUCCUCAAGUACAUCCAUGAGAACUGGACGGAGCACCAUGGCAGGUACCCCUCCACCGGCUUCACAGCGCUGCUCUUCGCCCUGCACGCCUGCCAGCAGGUCUCCGUGUUUGGCUUCGGGGCCGACAGCAAAGGGAACUGGCAUCACUACUGGGAAGAAAACCGCUGGUCUGGAGCCUUCCGCAGGACAAGGGUCCACGAUGCUGAUGUCGAAUUCAGCCUCAUCCAGAGACUGGCAGCUGAAGGCAGAAUAUUAUUCCAUCAAUGACACGCACUCAAGAAACGAGGCCAAGCCGUUAGCACAAGAACCGGCAGCUGCAGCAGCUCUUUAGCUUGCUUCUGCCCCUCGCUGGCCGGGGCAGCCUACGCUUGGUGUGUGUUGUGCUGGUCCCACCAGCUCAGCACGGCGGACAGCAGUGUGUGAAUGGCAGUAGGGCUCUGCUAAGCCUGGGAGGUGCCUGCUGCAGGUCCUGGUCUUCUCCAAAGAGGACACGAAGGGGCAGGAGUGGGGCUAACCCCGUGCUUUCAGAGCCUGAAGCUCAGCUGUAACUGGACGGUGCGCACAGAGCCAGCUGCCAAUGCAGCUGUGAGGGGAUGGAGCUGAGAUUUCCACCCUCUGAUGGCACGUGGGGAGGUUCACUGCUGUUCUUCGGGCAGGCGGAGAGUCUUUACAGAACUAAGGAACAUAUUUUUAUAUUGUACCAAAGGAGAGUAAGAAACGAGAAAAUGAAGUGCGCUGAGUCAGAACGCAGCAGAAGUGAGUACAGCUGAAAUGACAUGCUGAAUAAACUUUGACAGCACAUACA
Molecule: messenger RNA, 2965 nt
Organism: Phasianus colchicus (ring-necked pheasant)
Lineage: Eukaryota; Metazoa; Chordata; Aves; Galliformes; Phasianidae
Product: CMP-N-acetylneuraminate-beta-galactosamide-alpha-2,3-sialyltransferase 2-like
Biological process (GO): sialylation
Cellular component (GO): membrane
Molecular function (GO): beta-galactoside (CMP) alpha-2,3-sialyltransferase activity
Source: RefSeq, a predicted model, not a curated record